Messenger RNA from Penicillium alfredii, 486 nucleotides. RefSeq names its product putative peptidyl prolyl cis-trans isomerase (CypC) (gene cyp1). Gene Ontology annotation, molecular function: peptidyl-prolyl cis-trans isomerase activity. The coding region runs from base 1 to 486 and encodes 161 amino acids. Gene Ontology annotation, biological process: protein folding; protein peptidyl-prolyl isomerization. The transcript has 3 exons. NCBI's taxonomy places the organism in Eukaryota, Fungi, Ascomycota, Eurotiomycetes, Eurotiales, Aspergillaceae. The record is from RefSeq and is a predicted model, not a curated record. Gene Ontology annotation, cellular component: catalytic step 2 spliceosome.
AUGGCAACAGACGUGGCAUUUGACACAUCGAUGGGCUCGUUUACCGUCGAGCUCUACAACACUCAUGCGCCGAAGACUUGCAAGAACUUUGCGAUCCUUGCUCAGCGAGGCUACUAUAACAAUGUCAUCUUCCACCGCAUCAUCCCCAACUUCAUGGUCCAGACCGGUGAUCCCACCGGCACCGGCCGAGGAGGAAGCUCCAUCUACGGCGAGAAAUUCGAGGACGAGAUUCGAGGCGAGCUCAAGCACACCGGUGCUGGAGUUCUGAGCAUGGCCAACAGCGGGCCCAACACCAACGGCAGCCAAUUCUUCGUCACCCUUGCCCCGACCCCAUGGCUGGACGGAAAGCAUACGAUAUUUGGCCGGGUCAAGAGUGGCAUGAGAGUGAUUCAGCGCAUGGGACUGGUCAAGACCAACGCCGAGGACAAGCCGGACGACGAGGUCAAAAUCAUUCGGGCUCGCGUGGUUGAAGAAGGGGCAGAGUGA